ACGUUUGUGUUUGAAGUUUUGCCGGUAUUUGUCAGUUUUACGUUCAAAAAGCUGAAAAUGAAUCUAAACGACGAUUUUAUAAGUAUCCAAGGGAUAGUCCUUAGCGCUGAAAAAAACGCAGGGUCACUCAAGAGAAUCAAAUACCGAGGAGGUAAUGAAUCUAUAAUUUUGAAUAUGAUAUCAGAAUUUCAUAAGUUUUUCUCCUCAAAAAACUACAUGAAAGACAACAAAAUUAACGAAGUCUUUGAAAAACAGCUAACUGAAAUCUGUGUGUUUCUUAUUCUCAAUACUGAAUUGCAACGACCUGUUGAAGACUCAGAAUUUCAACAUUUAAUUAAUAUAGUGCCUCAAUUAUCACCCUGUUUGUUAGCAAAUGUGAUAAUGGGACUAGAUCUAAAUAAAUAUUUCUGCAAAGCACUGUUGAGAUUCGAUUUGGAUGUUAUUGAGGAACUCUUGGUUGAAAUAAUUCCGUGUUUGAAGAAAUGUAAACCAAAAAUUCACAUUCAAACAGCCCAGGAGUACCUGAAAUUGAUAAUUGUGAAACUGUCUUUGAAAAAUGAAGCGUGGUCUGAAAACUGUGAAAAAUUGUGCGAUUCAGCCUCACAAAUACUACUGAAUUUAACAGGCCUUCAUGGUGACCAACUCCAAAACAUAAAACUCGACUCAGUCUACCAAUGUAUGGGGUUCACAAUUCUCAAUCUGCUCGAUUUAUUAUUAAUGUGUGAGGAGAAAAACAAAGCUUUAACACCUCUCAUCGAAAAACUUACUAAAACUUGUUGCUCCAUCAUGAUGGCGGUGACUCUCGACGUGUUUUGUUCAUGGGCUGAGGUUGAGUACGAAGGGGAGCCUCUUCAGACUUCAAUCGCUGGCAAAAGUUACCUAUUUAUAAACAAAUACCAGAAAAACCCACUCGCCAAAGAACUGAUCGCUAUGUUGGGCACCAUAGCCCAAAAACCCAAAACCAUAGACGACCUGAUCCUCCAAGCCGAUGUCCCCACAAUAAUAUCAAAGAUAAAUCAAGUCGACUCUAGCCAAAAACAGUGGUUUAGGGCCCUCCUCAACACCCAGGUUUUAAAAUGCGAGAAAAGUAUUAAAUGUGUUGAGCAAUGGGCACAUUUGUGCACUGUUAGCGAUGUCACACUGUUACUUGACAUGGGGGUGCUUAGUAAAGACCCCCGGGCCAAAAAAGUGGUCAUUCAGUGUGCCUCAACACUUGAACUAAACGACUUGAUUUUAGUUUCGACGCGACAUUUUCACAAAAACGGAAUUGUGAGCAAUUUUAGGGAAGAUUUGCGUCAGGAUUUGGUGUUGUUCUUCAAUAAAAUUAAAGAUGGGGAGGUUUUUUCGAAAGAAUUGCAUUUACUACUCUUGCAAAAUCCGGAACAAACACUGAGUUGGGUGUUUUCUGAGUGCUUGAAAAACACUUUUUAUUCAGAGAAUUUGAUAGAUGUUUGGCCUUGCCUCAAAGAGGUUUUAACAAUUGGUGAUUUUGGGUUAAAUAUUUUAAAGAAAGAAAUCAGUGGUAAUUUUCCCACUGACCAGACUUGGAAAAAUCAUUCAGAGCUACUGAAUGCACUAAUAAGGGCUGAAAUUUUCUCAACUGAAAAAAUUGUCACUGGGGUGCUUUUGCCCUUACUACAAAGCGCCCACAAGGAAGCCAACUACCAACUUUUGAAAAAUGGUUUAAUCGUCUUAAAAGAUUUGCAAGGACACAUUUUCGUCAAGCAGGAAAACGAGUCCUUUUUCCAAUUUAUUUUUGACGUUAUGAAAAGUUGCAGAUGCAAUUUUUUGAACUUUGAUAGUUUGAAACAAGAAAUAGUGAGGCAAACGGUCGAUGUUAUUGAAAAGUGGUGUGAUGUGCGUCAUGUUGUUCAACUUGACAGCUGUGAAGAUUUUUUUGUUUCGUUUUACUACAAGAAAAUCUUUGAAUCAGAUUCCGAUGUAUUAAAAUAUUUUUUCCCAAUUAACUUUAAAAAUCACGCAGAAAUCGUUGCUCAUCUUACAAAGAUUUUGCCCUUGUGUGUGACUCCGGAAUGGCUUCUUAUUUCACGAAGUUUAGUAGAUUUGUGUGGAAUAGAGAAGAGUGUGGAAUUAUUAUGUGACGUUAUAAUCCUCCUAUGUGAAGUAACAAACAGUCAAAAAACAAAAACUGAAGAAACGAAAAGAAUGUUAAGUGCUUUAAAAUAUUAUCUUCAGAACAUCGGACUUGUGGUUAAAGAAUGUGUCCAACCGAAAGUGAUCAACGUUUCUGAAGAUGUCUCAAUAACGAAAAAUAUUUGUCGCAUGUUGAAACAAAUCCCAGGAGAGUUAAAAAGUGAAGAAGGAGUCUCCUUAGCAAGUCUCUUAUCAUCAUCAUCAUUGAAAUCUCUAAAACCCGAUAAAAAAUUUGCUUGUUUGGUCGCGUCCAUCAACGAGCCCCAUAUUUGUAAAAUGUUAUCACAAAAAAUCCUGAGUUAAUUUUUAUUAAAAAUAAUUUCAUA
This is a messenger RNA of Tribolium madens (black flour beetle), 2480 nucleotides long. RefSeq lists its product as uncharacterized. Lineage: Eukaryota; Metazoa; Arthropoda; Insecta; Coleoptera; Tenebrionidae. The coding region runs from base 58 to 2457 and encodes 799 amino acids. The record is from RefSeq and is a predicted model, not a curated record. The transcript has 6 exons.